Molecule: messenger RNA, 474 nt
Organism: Acanthosepion pharaonis
Lineage: Eukaryota; Metazoa; Mollusca; Cephalopoda; Sepiida; Sepiidae
Source: the annotation of a GenBank genome assembly
AUGGGAAAUGUAGAAAAAGACAUGCAAGCUACAGUGCCCGGCAAGCAAUUACUAAUCAGCAAGUGGAUUUACAAUGCAGACCUUGGAUUUACCCAAAAGGUUGGUUAUCGUCACGGUCGAUUAGUCAUUCCUUCUACUGGACUCUAUUUCAUCUACAGCCAAGUGUCUUUCUUAGAAAUGCUCGACAUCGCCAAGCAGGGUGAGAGUAAACAGCAGUCUACUGCUUCAUCGAGCCUCUCCCAUUAUCUCUACCGAUAUAAUAUCAUCUAUCCACGCGGAGGCGAGGAAACGCUCAUACAAAACUCUAUCACCAAGUGCUGGGGACACAAGAAAGCAUUCGGUGAAUACACGAGCUACCUGGGGGCUGUUUUCAAGUUGCGACAAGGUGACGAAAUAUUUGUGAAGGUUUCUAACCUGACAUUGUUGACCAAAGAUCACAAAUCAAAUUAUUUUGGAAUGUUUAAGAUAAAUUGA